CUUUAUUUCGUGGAUUGAUCAUACUAUAGAUAAAGGGAUUAUAAAAUGCUGCUGAUGAAGACACAGUUAUUCAUUGUGUUCAGCAUAUACCGAGAAUCGAGCAUGUAUACGACAAUUACGUUUCUUAAUUUCUUUGUUAUUACGUUGAUAUCGAUUAUUCAUGGUUUGCCAGUGGAUACUCACGAGUAUAUCAUCGGCGGUACUGAUGCUCCGAUCGGCAAGUAUCCACAUCACGUAGCCUUGAAAUAUCAGGGUGGGUUUGUCUGUGGAGGAUCGAUUAUUAGCAAACGAUAUGUACUUACUGCAGCUCAUUGCAUUAAGAGUGUUCCCGAUCCCAAGAAAAUUGAAGUCCACGCUGGUACAGUUUAUUUAAACGAGACAGGUGACAUCUAUCACACAGAAAAUGUGGUAUGGCAUUCCGCUUAUGACAGCAGGAUUCUUAAUGACGACAUCGGUCUCAUUCGAUUAAAUCAGGAUAUUGUGUGGAGUGAUGUCGUAAAACCCAUUACGCUUGCACGGGAAGAUUUCGCUGUCGAAAAUUUCCCCUGUGUUCUGUCCGGUUGGGGCAUAAUUCAGCUUGAAGGGCCUACGCCUAAUAGACUGCAAGAGAUUGCUUUAAAAGUUUUCUCUCCCGUAAAAUGUAAACUUUCGUCUUCGCUAGUAACCGAUAAUCAUAUAUGCACUUUGACAAAAAAAGGCGAAGGAGUAUGCUUUGGUGAUUCAGGCAGUGCUCUCGUUGCUAACGGUAUUCAAAUUGGAAUUGUAUCUUUCGUUACUCCAUGUGCUUUAGGAGUUCCUGAUAAAUUUAUUAAAGUAUCUGCAUAUCAAGAUUGGAUCAAGAAACAUGGUGGUUCUUGUAAAAUUGGGCUACUUAUACGGCGUAUAUAUACCGAAAGAAAGUUUCAUUAUUGUCAGUACGAACGUUUCACGAUGCACGCGUUCUUUGCUCUUGUAGUCGCCUGCUUAGCAGUAGCCGUUCACGGCUUUCCAAAUUCUCACAUUGUUGGUGGAAAGGAUGCCCCGGUCGGCAAAUAUCCGCAUCAAGUAUCUUUGAGAAGAUACGGAUCUCACUCCUGCGGUGGAUCCAUCAUUAAUAAGCGCACUGUUCUCACCGCCGCUCAUUGUGUCGUAAACUAUGUCGGCUCCCCGAGCGAAUUGCAAUCACUAACUAUCCACGCCGGAACUAAUCUAUUAAGCGAAACCGGUGUCGUUUACAAAGCAGAGCAAGCCAUCGUGCAUGAGGAUUUCGAUUCUUCCGCAUUAGUUAAUGACGUCGGUUUACUUAUUCUGUCAAAUCUCGUUGAAUACACCAGCUUGAUCAAGCCCAUACCACUCGCAACUACUGACGUCGCUCCUCCCGGUCAUUCCUGCAGUUUGUCUGGAUGGGGAAGAACCUCGUUAGGUGGUUUGGUUCCUGACAAUUUACAAGAAAUCGAGUUGAACGUUUACGACCAAGAAAAAUGCAAACAAUCACAUUGGAGGGUGCAAUCUUCUCACAUUUGCACACUCACUAAAGCAGGCGAAGGCGCGUGCCAUGGUGAUUCUGGCAGUGCUCUUCUUGCUGAGGGUGUUCAGAUCGGUAUUGUCUCUUUUGGUGAACCAUGUGCACGUGGGGCUCCCGAUGUAUUCACUAGGGUGGCCGCUUUCCAGGAUUGGCUUAAAAAACACGUUGCUGACGCAUAAAACAACAAAACGAAAUGUUACAUGCACAUUUUGUUAUUAUUUUCAAGCAAUAAAUAUAUCACAAAAUUGAUAAUAUAACUAAUAAUUGUAUGUAAUUAUGAAAACAUUUCUGGCCCAUGCAUGUUUUUGUUUAAUUAAAAAAUUAUUUGUUAUUCAUGGACAAAA
Messenger RNA from Linepithema humile (Argentine ant), 1848 nucleotides. The record is from RefSeq and is a predicted model, not a curated record. NCBI's taxonomy places the organism in Eukaryota, Metazoa, Arthropoda, Insecta, Hymenoptera, Formicidae.